AGUAGGGCGGGAUGAUCGCGCGGGCGGCGUGGUGCGGCGUCGUGCUGCUCUGCGCGCUGGGCCUGGGCCAGGGCCCCGCCGAGGAGCAGAGCUGCGGCCCCGGCCGCUUUUCGCGCGGGACGGAGUCCAACGCGCGCUGCUGCCGCACCUGCACCCCAAGCAUGGAGGUCUGUCCUGAGCAGGACUGCACGUGUGUCCAGCCUGAGUUCCACUGCGGAGACCCGCGGUGCGACAGCUGCAAGCACCAUCCAUGCCCACCAGGCCAGGAAGCACGGCCCCAAGGGACAUUCACUUUUGGCUUUGAGUGCGUUGACUGUGCCCCUGGGACCUUCUCUGAGGGCCAUGAUGGACAUUGCAAGCCGAGUGCUGACUGUUCCCGGCUCGGGUUCCACACUGUGUUUCCUGGGAACAGGACUCACAAUGCCAUGUGUAGCCUGGAGCCCCCUGCUGUGCCAUGCCAACCACUGAUCCUGGCCCUACUCACCAUGGCCACCUGUGUCCUCAUCCUGGCCACUGCCCAGCUGGGUUUGCACUUCUGGAAGCUAAGAAGAGCAUGCAUGUGGCACCAAGGUCAGUUGUGCCCUGGGUGGGGAGCUGGGGACCUCAGCCACCCACUGAUGGCAGCCUUCUGCAGGGACACAGCUGCCCCUGGAUGCGCCAAUGGCCGAGGACACCUGCAGCUGCCAGUUUCCUGAGGAAGAGCUGGGGGGGCGACUGGUGGAGGAGAAGGUCCCGCUUGAGGACCAGCCAGUGUGAGGCCUGGCUGUCCUUGUGAGCGGUUGGAGCCCUGAACCUGCAGCGCCAAGCAGACCCUCCCAGGACCUCGCCUGGGUGGUGGGAGCAGUCUUGCUUUGACUCCAGCUCUGGGCCCAGCCCUGCUCCCCUCAACAGAGGAAGUGGGUGUAGGAUGGCGACAGUGACAUGUGUCUUGACCAUGUGGAAGAGGCGACGACAGUAGCCAGGCCUUGUGGGAGACAAAGACGUGGCUUUGGCCACAGUUCCGCCCUUGCCAGCCCUGCUGGGUGGUGUGGAAGGCCAGAGUGCCGACCUGGGCCCAGGGGCUGUACAGUGGGCAUCUUGUGCCUAGCCUGGCCAGGUGGGUGGUCAAUAAACACUUCUUGAGUUA
Trichechus manatus latirostris (Florida manatee) is the source of this 1126-nucleotide messenger RNA. RefSeq names its product TNF receptor superfamily member 18 (gene TNFRSF18). Gene Ontology annotation, biological process: positive regulation of cell adhesion; negative regulation of apoptotic process. Gene Ontology annotation, cellular component: external side of plasma membrane; plasma membrane. The transcript is spliced from 4 exons. NCBI's taxonomy places the organism in Eukaryota, Metazoa, Chordata, Mammalia, Sirenia, Trichechidae. Gene Ontology annotation, molecular function: tumor necrosis factor receptor activity. The record is from RefSeq and is a predicted model, not a curated record. Bases 12 to 695 code for a protein of 227 amino acids.